This is a messenger RNA of Carlito syrichta (Philippine tarsier), 2158 nucleotides long. It is a transcript of the gene ATF1, whose product is annotated as activating transcription factor 1. The coding region runs from base 5 to 814 and encodes 269 amino acids. Lineage: Eukaryota; Metazoa; Chordata; Mammalia; Primates; Tarsiidae. Gene Ontology annotation, biological process: regulation of transcription by RNA polymerase II. The transcript is spliced from 6 exons. The record is from RefSeq and is a predicted model, not a curated record. Gene Ontology annotation, molecular function: RNA polymerase II cis-regulatory region sequence-specific DNA binding; DNA-binding transcription factor activity, RNA polymerase II-specific; protein binding. Gene Ontology annotation, cellular component: nucleus; ATF4-CREB1 transcription factor complex.
GAUUAUGGAAGAUUCCCACAAGAGCAACACUUCAGAGACAGCACCUCAACCUGGGUCAGCAGUUCAGGGCACGCAUAUUUCUCAUAUUCAACAGGUAUCAUCUUUAUCAGAAAGUGAAGAGUCUCAGGAUUCAUCUGACAGCAUAGGCUCUUCACAGAAAGCCCACGGGAUCCUAGCACGCCGCCCAUCUUACAGAAAAAUUUUGAAAGACCUGUCUUCUGAAGAUACACGGGUCAGAAAAGGAGACGGGGAAAGCCCUGGAGUUUCUGCCGUCACGUCUAUGUCUGUUCCGACUCCCAUCUAUCAGACCAGCAGCGGACAGUACAUUGCCAUUGCCCCGAAUGGAGCCUUACAGUUGGCCAGUCCAGGCGCAGAUGGAGUACAGGGUCUUCAGACAUUAACUAUGACCAAUUCAGGCAGUACUCAGCAAGGUACAACUAUUCUCCAGUAUGCACAGACCUCUGAUGGACAGCAAAUACUCGUGCCCAGCAAUCAGGUGGUUGUACAGACUGCAUCGGGAGACAUGCAGACAUAUCAGAUCCGAACCACACCUUCAGCUACUUCUCUGCCACAAACUGUGGUGAUGACAUCUCCUGUGACUCUCACCUCUCAGACAACUAAGACAGAUGACCCUCAAUUGAAGAGAGAAAUAAGGUUAAUGAAAAACAGAGAAGCUGCUCGAGAAUGUCGCAGAAAGAAGAAAGAAUAUGUGAAAUGCCUGGAAAAUCGAGUUGCAGUCCUGGAAAACCAAAAUAAAACUCUAAUAGAAGAGUUAAAAACUUUGAAGGAUCUAUAUUCCAAUAAAAGUGUUUGAUUCUUAAAAAAGAAAAUAUUUUUGUGAACUUGCAUAAAAAUUAAAUGGAUUUCUUUGUGGUGGCGUUUUGUAAGUUAAAAGGUCAAAAGUGAAGCUUUUUAUUUAGGCUUUUGCAACUCAAGGAUAAAUAUCUUAUGCAAGAUUCCAGUGACAUGACACAGCGGAACAUGACCUCGAGGAAAUAUUGGCACAACUGGAAGCCUUGUUAUAAUUGAAUAUAUUCAAGAAGUGAGAUGUGGACUCGUGGCAGUUUGAAUUUUCUAAAUAAUAGCUGUCAAUCCAAGAUGACAGAUAAGAUGAAAUUUGAUAAAUCAGAUUUUAAAAAAUAAAUCUGUUUACCCUAUAGGUUUGCAUUUCUGUUUUCUGAAAUUUAACCUUUUUUAGUUAUAUAUAUGUGUGUGUGUGUGUAUUUUGUUUCUGCCAGUAAAUUCUAAAUUACAAAUGUAAAAGAAAACUUAAUACGUUGCUAAAUAUAUAAAUUAUGUGCUCUGAUUAUGUAUACUUGUUUUAUUGUCAAGUCUUUUAAGUUAGUUUGUUGGAAUUGAGAGGACUUUCGAGACUGGGUUAAUUAUUUUUGAAGUCCUGCCCUAAAAGGCAUCCAAGGUACAUGAAUGAAAUAUGGAAAUUGUAUAACUUUUUUUUAUCAGAAUGGAAAGAGAACUGUUUAAAAGUUUGACACUUUUAAAUGGUGUGACUUUUACUUACCCUGGUAAUGGUGAUUUUCUACAAAUGUAUAAUUGUUUUUUGAUUCUACAUUCUGUAUGCAGUUGGAUAUCCAUUACUUAUUCUAUUGUGCUUUAAUAGAAUGGAAUGUUUACAGGCCCUUCAAAUGUUAUUUUUAGAAAAACUUCUAAGAUGCAUACCAAAGUUUUUCCAAGGAGAUUUUAUAAUCAAUUUAAUGUAACUUGUUUUAGAAUGAGAUUCUAAAAUAGUACAGUUGUUAAGGCAGUUUUAUGUUAGAGACUAUUUUGUAAUGGAGCGAAAGGUACCUUUAUAAGAAAAGUGACCGCCAAUAUAUUUUUAUAGCUAAUCUUUAUAAAUUCUAAUGUUGAGUUUUUAAUGAUUAUUUUAAAUGUUUAUAUAGUUGUUUAGUAAAAAAAUUUUUGCAUCGCAAUAUAUCAUUUUUAUAUUAUGGAAAGAAAGUUUUCAGAUUGGCUAAUAUUUGAAUUGUAAAUUUUGUAUGCAGUUUAUCCAAAAUUCAGAAAUAAUGUCAGUACACCAGUGUUCAACCUCUGUAUUCCAACUUGUAUUCAAUUUGAAAUUGUACUGCAAAACUGUUGUGUGCUUCUUAUACAAUAUGUAUCAUAUUGUCCAUGAAAUUAAAGGACAUUUGAUAAAAUUAAA